UUGCACCUCACACAGUAAAAAACUUGUCAAAACAUAAUUAGGUAGAAAUAAUACAAUAAAACAUAUAAACCGGUAGUUUGAUGGAAUGUAAAACUUUACAAGGAGUAAAUGAUUUGGGUUCAUUUGUGCUUCAUAUAUAUUUUUUACAUUCUGCUCACAACAAUCCACUGAGCUGUUUGACAUGUCGGGGCUGAACUAGAACGGCAGGGAAAAGAGGCGCUCUUUGAUUUUCUGUUCUCAUUUGUUUGCACACACAGAAACACGCAGUCGCACCUUCGUGUUUUGCCAGGACUGUUCAUGUGUUUUGCAUAAAGUGAGUGUGUGGUCGUUGUGUGUCAAGUGAGAGGAUCGAUAUGGAGUAGAGCAGCCUCGGGAACGGAAAUUUGGUGAGGACAGAAGAUUAUGAUGGCGGAUCCAGAGGUAUCAACACAGAGCGGAGGCUAUGAUGUGGAUCUGUUUGUGGACACUCCUGACUAUGAUCUGAUCUGCACCAUAUGCCAAGGAGUCCUCAGGUGUCCAGUAAGAGCUGCAUGCCACCACAUCUUCUGCAAGAAAUGCAUCUUACAGUGGCUGAAGAGGCAGGAGACCUGCCCCUGCUGCAGAAAGCCUGUUAACCCCAGCUUGAUCUUUGUCAUGCACAAGCUGCGCAAAUCUAUUGGAUGCAUGAAGAUCAAGUGUAAGAAUGAAAUCCGUGGUUGUAGAGAAACUUUUGCCCUCUCUGAGCAGUACUACCACAGUGUGAGCUGUCUGUAUGAGCUCAUCUCUUGUCCAUACCAGGGCUGCCGAGCCCAACUCCUCCGACGGGCCUUAGACACACAUGUACGCUACUGUGAACACUGGUGCCAGCCCUGCCACAUGGGCUGUGGGACGAUACUCUCUCACCGCACCCAGGCUCAACACAACUGCUACAAGAAGCUGAGGCAGGAGUAUGAAACUAGACAGAGGAACCACAGGGCCAUCGCCACCGCCCUGCAGAGGAAGAUGAGGAGGAUGCAGAGCACCAUGGCCCACAUGAAGAGGCAGAUAGAACUGAUCUGUGAGAGCUUGGAGGUGAUGGAUGAUCUGUGUGAGGUGGAGGAGGAGGACCACAGAGAGAGCAGUGGCAGCAGUGGGGCUCCAUGUAGCAACAACAGCAACUGCUGAGUCAUUUACUGCUGCUGGUUGGUUAGUGCUGUGUAUAAUUUUAACAUGUGUUAAUUUCUUUGGAAGCAUGAUUAUGGAUAUGUAGGUAGGUUUAUGAUUAAAAUGAGUGAAUUUAAAGGAAUUUUGCAUUGCAUCUGUUUUGUAAAAUAAAGAAUUUAACAUUACACUGUUAUCAGACCUGCUCUUGAUUUUUAUUCAUUGGAAGAAUUUUGAAGAAGGACUGGAAAUCUGUUUUUAAGACUGAACUGUCUUAGUUUACAGUAUAUCAAGCUCAUUUGAUGUAAAGUUAUAUUUUAUCAAAUCAUUCCAUUGCUUCUGUUUGUCUGCUAUUUGACACACCAGAGAGAAAGUUGUAUUAUUCUGUCACAGCGGUACUGUAAAGCUGCAACCAACAAAUAU
Monopterus albus (swamp eel) is the source of this 1542-nucleotide messenger RNA. RefSeq names its product RING finger protein 151. The record is from RefSeq and is a predicted model, not a curated record. Gene Ontology annotation, molecular function: ubiquitin-protein transferase activity; zinc ion binding. Gene Ontology annotation, biological process: protein ubiquitination. Bases 403 to 1143 code for a protein of 246 amino acids. NCBI's taxonomy places the organism in Eukaryota, Metazoa, Chordata, Actinopteri, Synbranchiformes, Synbranchidae. The transcript is spliced from 4 exons.